AUGCGUUACGAGACGUGUGAGCGACAUGCGUUACGAGACGUGUGUGCGACAUGCGUUACGAGACGUGUGAGCGACAUGCGUUACGAGAUGUGUGAGCGACAUGCGUUACGGACGUGUGAGCGACAUGUGUUACGAGACGUAGCUCUUUACAUCCUAACCCUGGUUCUCGGCGUACUAAAGACACUCCUGGUUCCGUUUCUGCUGAACAUAACGGUUCGUCAUCUAUGGAGGAUCUACGUGACGUCACUCAGGGACCGGAACUGCUUACUUCCGCUUCCACCCGGGGAGUUUGGUCUUCCGAUCAUAGGAGAGACGGUUCAGAUGCUACUUAACAUGAAUGAAUUCACCAGGAGAAAAAGAGCGCAAUACGGAGAUGUUUACGUCACGCAUUUCCUUGGCAACCCGACGGUGCGCGUAUGUGGUGCUAAGCAUGUGCGUUCGGUGUUAAGAGGGAAGCACACAACAGUUGAGGCUGUAUGGCCGCGGAGCACUCAGCUAUUACUGGGAGCAGGGUCGCUUUCACAAGCUACCGGACAGGACCAUUUAACGAAGAAAAGGGCAUUGAUGAAAACAUUUUCUUUCGACGCAUUGUCUAAAUACGUACCAACAGUUCAAGGAAUCACCCAGACAUAUAUUCACUUUUGGUUAAAAAAAGGCAUUAUCAAUGGAUAUGAAGAACUCCGGACCCUAAAUUUUGCCUUGUCUUGUCGAGUUCUUAUAGGGGCCACGCUAGAUAGGAUCGAAUGCCAACGUCUUAUGAACGUGUUUGAGACCUUCACGUCGAAUAUCUUCUCCAUGCCAGUCAAUAUGCGGGGAUUCGGCUUUUGGAAGGCAUUGGGAGCCCGACAAGUUCUUAUGGACAAAAUCGACGAGGUUAUUCAAUCAAGAAGACAACGUUCCGGAGUGGAAGAAAAAGAUAAUGUUUUGAGUAUUAUUCUUCAAUCAAACGAUUUUGACGAUUUUUCUCAACUGGAACUUAAAAAUAUGUGCCUCGAGUUGUUAUUUGCCGGACAUGGAACUACUUCUAGCGCGGAGAGUUAUCUCGUCUACGUCCUUACAAAACGGCCGGAUGUGUGUCGGAAAAUUCGGGAAGAAAUGACAUCCUAUGGCAUCUUUACGCAUGACCUUCCAUUGACGGAUUCUCUGUCGUUACAACUGUUGAACAAGUUGACUUAUCUCAACUCGGUGGUUAAAGAGGUUCUUCGAAUUUCUCCGCCGGUUGGCGGAGGCUUCCGACAGGCGCUGGAAACGUUUGAAAUUAAUGGUUAUCAAGUGCCAAAAGGCUGGAAGGUUGUGUAUUCUAUAGCCAACACCCACAACAUUACGGGACACUUUCAAGACCCCACUAACUUCGACCCCGACCGCUGGAGCAACAAGCAAACAUCCGGUGAUCCUUGGGGGUACCUCCCAUUUGGCGGCGGCCGGCGCGCAUGUGCGGGCAAAGACCUUGCACGACUCAUGUUAAAAGUGUUUGCUGUGGAAUUGUUGGGUAGGUGCGACGUCGGUCUUUUGAAAGACGAUACUGUUUUCAGGACAUUUCCGCUUCCGUCGCCAAAGGAUGGGAUGCCGUUGUAUGUCAGGAUGAAAAGCCAAUAA
Messenger RNA from Mya arenaria, 1596 nucleotides. Its product is annotated as cytochrome P450 26A1-like. Gene Ontology annotation, biological process: sterol metabolic process. NCBI's taxonomy places the organism in Eukaryota, Metazoa, Mollusca, Bivalvia, Myida, Myidae. Bases 1 to 1596 code for a protein of 531 amino acids. The transcript is spliced from 5 exons. The record is from RefSeq and is a predicted model, not a curated record. Gene Ontology annotation, molecular function: iron ion binding; monooxygenase activity; heme binding.